Schistocerca gregaria is the source of this 744-nucleotide messenger RNA. RefSeq lists its product as uncharacterized. Lineage: Eukaryota; Metazoa; Arthropoda; Insecta; Orthoptera; Acrididae. The record is from RefSeq and is a predicted model, not a curated record. The transcript has 5 exons. The coding region runs from base 1 to 744 and encodes 247 amino acids.
AUGCGGAAGACGCGGAAGCAGAGGCGCGACCGCAACGUGUACCUGUCGCAGCUGGCGCUCGCCAUGGCCGAGGGCCAGCUCUGCCCGCCGUUCAACGCGCCGCCGCCCCGAGAGCUGCCGCCGAUCUGCGCCAGUCUCUUCGGACUCUUUCCGAGCGGUGUAGCGGUGUCUGAGAACCCGCAGAUACAUCAGUCUGGUGCUUCGUCAUUCCCUACUAAAGCUGACGCCAGUGGAAAGUACUGGUCAAACGCUGAUUUCGGAAAAGAAAAGAGUCAAUGUAAUUUUCAUACACUGCAGGCACAUGAUGAGAAUGUGCCUGAAAAGCCACCAGCAAACCAGUCUGAGAUGCCUUCAUCUUCUGCAAGAGCUGGGACCAGUUGUAAAUAUUACCCAAAUGUUGCUGUUAGGAAAGACAAAAAAUGGAACUAUAAUAUUAAUAUACUGCAGCCCCUUGAACAGAAGGCGUUUGAGAAGCCACAGAAAAACUCGCCAGAGAUGUUUUCGUUCUCUACAAGAGCUGGCACAAGUGGGAAACACCGGCCAAAUUUUGCUUUCGAAAAAGAAAAUAACGAAUGGAACAUUAAUGGUGAGACUGUCUCUCAGAAUUCACAGAUGACGCUGUCUGACAUGUCUUCGUUCGGCGAGAUAUCUGACAAAAGUGUGGGGCUACUGUCAGAAAGUAGUUACGUGGAAGAUGAGAGCAAAUGGGCCAAUGAAAUUCAGUUAAGUCCUAAUAAGUUUUAA